GGUAUGAGCGUGUGACCUAUUCGACUGCUUUUUCACAACUCCUAAAACACUUGCAAACAAAUCAUAACCAAGUGUGUACUUAAAUCCCUUUCACAAUAACAAAUCUAGGUUGACUUCAACAUACAAAAUCCCCUAUUAAUCCCUUCUACAAUUCCAACAUCUAACUUUUCCCCCAAAACCCCUCUAACCAGUAGGGUCCCUUAGGGUUUCUUGUUUUUGCUGUACAAAUUACAAAGGAAGGAUUUUUAGGUUUUUUUUUACACUACAUUGCAUCUUGGGUAUGGAGGAUUUGGACAAAAACAAGCUAUUUUGUGGUGGGAUUCCAAGGGAAACCACUGAGCAGAUGCUUAAGGAGCAUUUUUCUAAGUAUGGAACUGUGGUUAGCUCUGUUAUUGCUAAAGACCGUGAAACUGGUAGACCUAGAGGCUUUGCUUUUGUUUCCUUUUCUGAUUCAUCUGCAGUUGAUAAAGCACUCCAAGAUACCCAUGAAAUUCUUGGAAGAAUGGUAGAGGUGAAAAAAGCCAUACCCAGAAGUGAACAACACCAACAACAGAGUCAACAACAACAACAACAAAAUAGUAGGGGGUUGAAUUGGAAUAGUAGAACUAAUGGUAGAAGCAAUGAUCAGUUUAGGACCAAGAAGAUCUUUGUAGGGGGUUUAUCAGCUAACUUAACUAAGGAAGACUUCAAGAGUUACUUUGAAAGAUUUGGUAGGAUUACAGAUGUUGUUGUGAUGCAUGACAAUGUUACCCAUCGACCAAGGGGAUUUGGUUUUAUUACCUUUGAUUCAGAGGAUGCAGUUGAGGAGGUUAUGCAGAAGAAUUUCCAUGAGUUAAGUGGCAAGCUUGUGGAGGUGAAAAGGGCUAUACCAAAAGAUGAAAAUAGCAAUAGUAGUAAUGGUUAUCAUGCUAGAGUAGGUAACGGAAGUGGUUCUAACUAUAACGCUUACCAACAAGGGAUGUAUCCUUCUUACAGUCCUAGAUAUGUAUAUUGUUGUGGGCCUGUCUCAGGUUAUGGGAAUGUUGCGGGAUAUCCUUAUGGAGUUGGAACUUUUGGAGGUAAUUACCCUGCUGGAGCAUACCCUGGAAUUGGUUAUGGUAUCACUUCUUUGGUGCCGCCUAGGGGUCCUUGGAAUAACCCCACGAUGACCGGUCUGAGGGGAAAUAGUCCAUUGCCUUAUGGCAGUACCGGAGCAAUCUAUCCCACCUACAUAAAUGGUGGCAUCGGAGUGAUGGGUGUGGCUACUAAUGGAUAUGGAGGGAUUUUGGGUGCUGCGGUAAAUGAGAAAUCCGGUCAAGUUAUUAUUAGAGAUGUUCAAGGGGUGUCUGAUUAGGUGCCUAUACUAAUUAGAUGGGGAACUGUAGAUAUCAAUUCUUUUAUUCUGCUGGAAGCUUCAGUGCUGCUGCUACCAAACAGAGUGAAAAGGUAAUGAGGAGCAACUUAAGCCUUAUUAUGCUGGUCAUUCUAACCGACUGCUUGACUGAAUGUGGAUAUGAUGACAAGUUAGAGAUUCUCAUGCUGACCUAUUGAGGCUGUCUUCCGUCUUUUAUUCUCUUUUACUUUUAUGACUGUUGCGUGUGAUGUGCCUUUUCUUAUUUAAACUCAUUUACCUAGAUUCAGACAGCUGUAUUAUAAUCUUUUAAAGUUUAUAUUUCGCAUGUGUGCUGCCUCUGUUAUCAUUCUAA
Molecule: messenger RNA, 1685 nt
Organism: Nicotiana tabacum (common tobacco)
Lineage: Eukaryota; Viridiplantae; Streptophyta; Magnoliopsida; Solanales; Solanaceae
Source: RefSeq, a predicted model, not a curated record